CAUCGCCAGUGUUCUUUCGUUUCUCUCACUGUGUAGUCCAUCAAUCAAUUUGUCCCUUUUUUGCCUCAUUAAAGUGUUUCCGCGUGGAUUUUUCUCAAGACGGAGUGGAGGCAGUGUGGAUCGAGAUGAAAAUCUCCACCAUUCAAAACACUCUUCUAGGAUCAGCUCUUAUUUUCCUGCUGUAUUUUCCGAAUUUUGCGGCCUCAGACGCCGAUUGCUCAAAAUCUGAUCAAUAUCUCUGUGAUAAUGGCGAAUGCAUUAAGAAGCAGGCCAUGUGCAAUGGAAAGGUAGAUUGCGCGGAUGGCAGCGAUGAGAUAGAUUGUGACCGGAAGCAGUGUCUGAUGCCCAAUUGGUUCCGCUGCAAGGAUGAUCAGUGCAUCAGCUCCUCUUUCCGCUGCGACGCACACGAAGAUUGUCGCCACGGAGAAGAUGAGGACUUCUGCAAGGACUUCCAGGCACAUCACACACCGGCGAACUGUACUGCCUUCGAGUGGCGAUGCUCCGACAUGAUGUGCAUCCCGAAGGAGUUGGUCUGCAAUGGUUACCACGACUGUUUCGAUAACUCGGACGAGAAUGUUGGCUGUGAUGGCAUCAACAGCACUUGCAAGGGAUUCCUCUGUCGGAAUGGCCACUGUCUGGAGAGCAGAAAGUGGCAGUGUGACGGUGUCAACGAUUGUGGCGAUGGCAGCGACGAGGACAAUUGCGAAGGAAAGUGCAGUUUGGAGUUCCAGAAAUUUAAAUGUAAAGAUGGAAGUGCUUGUCUCACCCUGGAUAAGGUCUGCAAUAAUGACACGGAUUGCAAGGAUGGCUCAGAUGAAGGUGGACUGUGCAAAAACACCACUCUCUGUGAUAAAUUAAAUUGCCCAAGACGCUGCAAGGUGUAUCCUAACGGCCCCCAAUGUCUGUGUCCAAAUGGAUACUACUACGACGUCCAUUCCAACACGUGCGAAGACAUUAAUGAAUGUGACAUCUUCGGGCAUUGUUCCCAAGGCUGUAUAAACAGUAAAGGUUCCUAUCAAUGCACUUGCGUCGAUGGCUUCCGACUCAAAAGCGACAAUCGCACGUGUGUUGUGUCCAGCGGUGACGCCCUGAUGCUCUACACCACGCAACGUUCCAUUCGCGGCUAUCACCUGAAGUCACAAGUGCAGACUGUGGUGGCGAUGAAUAUGUCCCUGGUCAUUGGAGUGUCAUACGAUGGGCAUUGGGUGUUCUGGACAGAUCUUAGCCUGAAGGCGGAGAGGAUCAUGCGAGCCAGGGAUGAUGGAAGCCAGCGUGAAACCUUGCUGAGCACAGGCCUCGGUUCACCUGAAGAUGUCAGCGUUGACUGGCUCACUGGGAAUAUCUAUCUCACGGACAGUGAGAAGAUGCACAUCUCGGUGUGCUCCAUCGCGGGCCACUAUUGCACAAAGCUGAUAGAGAAGAACAUCCACAAGCCACGAGGAAUAGCCCUUCAUCCCAGGCUUGGUGUCAUGUACUGGACAGACUGGGGAGCGAAGCCUCAAAUUGGAGUGGCCGCGAUGGACGGAGCAGGAGCGAGACCAUUUGUGGACAAGGACAUUCAUUGGCCCAAUGGACUCACGAUUGACUGGCCCAACGGGAGAAUCUACUGGGUAGAUGCCAAGAUCAGGCACAUUGAGAGCAUCAAGCUCAACGGCGAGGACCGCAGGGUAAUUCUUAGAGAUGUGGUGAAACAUCCCUACGGAAUCGCUGUAUUUGAGGACAACAUAUACUGGUCUGAUUGGAAUACCAACUCAAUUCAGACGUGCAAUAAGUUCACGGGAAAAGAUCACACUCUUGUGCUUCACAGCAGACACAUUUACGACAUUCACAUCUACCAUCCGGCAACUCAGCCCAAUGAGAAACAUCCUUGCUAUGGCAAUUCGUGCUCACAUCUUUGUCUCCUGAGCCACAAUCAGACUUACACUUGUGCUUGCCCGACGGGAAUGGUCAUUUCCACAGACAAAAAGAAUUGUGUUGAUUCAUCCGACAAGCACUAUCUCAUCCUUGGGGUGGGAAAUUAUCUGGUUACACUUGAGCAUCAAGAAUUUGGUAGAUAUACAACAGGAGUUGGAGAUGAUAUCAACACAGUGAUUAGUGAACUUGUCUACAACUCUCUCACAGGAAACGUAGUUAUAGCCAGCAAUGUUGAGAAAAAAAUCUACACUGUUAACUUCCGAACGAAAGAAACGAAAGAACUUUUGAAGAGUGGGAUAGGAAAUAUCUCUAGUUUAGCUUUUGAUCAUUUGAGUAAUAAUCUGUACUGGACUGACGUCGAGCGAGGAACCGUGGAAAUCUACUCAUUCAACAGCAAACAUCGGGCCAUUGUGCAGCAUUAUAUGGGCAACGAAAAGCCAACGGCAGUGGCCGUUGUCCCGGAGAUUGGGACGAUGUUUAUCGCUCUGCAGGACAUCAGCGGACACAUUCACAUAGACAAGCAACUCUUGCAUGGACGAGGUGUUCACACUCACGCCAUUGAGGAAGAUAUUGGCGUUGGCGGAAAAGUCUCCUUCGCUAUCGAUACAGAAGUUGAGUCUUUGUUCUGGGCAGACGAAUCUGGCGAUAGAAUCGAAUUCACGAACUUCGACACAGACAUUCGUCACAUAUUCAGAGGAAACCUGCGAAAUCCGGUCUCGAUCACGACAAUUGGGAAUAAUGUUUUCUGGACUCAGGCGAAAUCCGCUAAGGUUUACUGGGCUGAUAAGAAUAACGUACAAGUCAUCCAAAGAAUUCCACUCGAGAAGCCGACAUUUGGACUGUUCCCUGACAGAAUUCCUCUGGCCAGAGCCAGCGCAAUAAUGCAGACAUCUGAUCAUGUCUGCAUGAAGGGCAACGGAGGAUGUUCACAUAUCUGUGUGUCAAUGGGCAGGACGUCCAAUGCUUGCGUGUGUCCGCCAGGAAUGGUCUUCAAGGACUUCACCAAUAUGACCUGCAUUGAGACUUUCGAUUGUGAAUUCCGCUGCGGAAGUGGCGAGUGUAAAACCUCCUCUAGAGUUUGCAAUGGACACGCAGACUGCGCCGAUGGCUCAGACGAAGCCAAAUGUGAGGAGAAGGAUUUCCGGAAGAAAGGCGUCAAGUGUUCAUUCGAUGAGUUCCGAUGCUCUGACGGAAGCAUGUGCAUUUCUCAGGAGAAUCGCUGUGAUCUCAACAGAGACUGCUCAGACGGAUCAGACGAAGAAGAUUGUGUUCACUACGAACACAAGUCCAAAUGCCAUCGUCUUCAGCACGCCUGUCCGGAUGGGAUGUGCAUUGACGUUACUGCACUCUGUGAUAGCAUUAAGGACUGCACAGAUGGGUCAGAUGAGGUGAAUUGUACGCAACCUGAGAAAGCGGAUCUCUGUGACGUCUCCAAGGGAGCGUUCAAGUGCAUUUCCGGACAGUGUAUCGAUGCGAACUGGGAGUGUGAUGGUUUCGUAGACUGCAAUGAUGGAUCUGAUGAACAUAAUCGUUGUCCAACUGAGGGGAUGAAGUGCGCUAACGGAUUUCGACAGUGCGCUUCCGGACAUUGCAUUGACUCCAGACUCUUCUGUGACGGACAUAAUGAUUGCGAGGAUUCGUCAGAUGAGAUAGACUGCAAUGUACCAACGCUAGAUAUUUCCAAGACUGAAUGCGGCGACGGAAUGGACACAACGAAGGUCUUCCAAUGUGUGUCUGAUCCUAACAUUUGUCUCAAUCUCACCUCUCGCUGCGAUGGAUUUGCCGAUUGUCCUCGCGGAGAAGAUGAAUUUGGCUGUUCGAAGUGCAGCGCUCAUGAGUUUGAAUGCGGCAACAGUCGCUGCAUCCGCCUUGAAUGGGUGUGCGACAAAGAAGAUGAUUGCGGAGACAAGAGCGACGAAGUGAAUUGCUCCAUCAAAGCAACGGCACAUCCUUCGGGCGCCUCGAGGCUGCUGUGUCGAGAUGAUAUGUUCCACUGUCGAGAUAACGCCUGUAUUGAGUGGCAUGCGGUGUGUGAUGAGAAACCGGACUGCAGCAAUGGAGAAGAUGAGUCGCCUUCCUGCAAGACAGCCUGUGAAAAACAUCCCUGUGAUCAUAAGUGCACACCCUCGCCUAGUGGUCCUGUCUGCUCCUGCCAAGUUGGCUACACUCUGGCUGGAAACAAGAAGGACUGCCUAGACAUUGAUGAAUGCAAGGAGUACAAUCCCUGCGCUCAAAAGUGCUUCAACACGGCGGGAUCCUUCAGAUGUGGAUGCAAUCCUGGCUUUCUCUUGCGCUCCGAUAAAACCACGUGCAAAGCGACCGGAGGCAGCAAGUACAUGCUGUUCACAUCCUACAAUCAGAUCCGAAAACUCACGCCUUACCCAUCACGGAUGAGCAUUGAGUGGUCUGUGAAUACCACAAAGAUCACCGGAUUGGAUGUGAAUGUGCAAAAGCACAGCUUGUACAUUUCACUCAGUGAAGCUUCCGCCCUGUUCCAGAUCAACAUCAAAAAUCAUACGGUGAAGUAUGUGCAAGAUGUUGGCGCUCCGGAUCGUCUUGCUGUGGACUGGGUGACGGACAAUGUGUAUUUUAUUGAUAACAACGGUGUUCCGUCGGUGAAAGUGUGCCAUAUGCAGGACAAGGCUUGCGCCAGGAUCAUCAAAUUCAAGUCCAAGGAUCAUUUGAGAGAUGUGGUCGUUGAUGCUGUAAAUCGAGUCAUGUUUAUUUCCGUGAUUCACACAGCUCUUCUGGGCAUUUCGGAUUCUGUCGUCUAUCGGGCCAAUCUGGAUGGGAGUCAUCUGGAGAAGAUUGUCCCGAAUGCGGUACAAGUGUCUUCCCUUGCGCUGGAUCCUAGCAAGAAGAUCUUGUACUAUGCUGACUUUGGCGCCAAUUCAGUCCACUCGUGUGCCUACGAUGGAAGCGAGGUGAAGACUCUGGUGAGGAAUAAUGCAGCUGUGGCUCAGCCCAUUGCCAUGACCUUCUUCGAGGAUCACCUGUACGUGACUAACUUGGGCAAAACCACGGUGGCCCAGUGCCGUGUCUUCGGUGAUAAACACUGCAAGCUGGUCAAUGUGAAUGUCUUCAAUGCUGAGGAGAUUGUCAUUGUUCAGGAGUCUCGCCAGAGGAAUGCUUCUAAUGUCUGUGCUGCUCAUCAAUGCUCACAUAUCUGUGUCCAGGCGGAUCUUGGCGCCAAGUGUCUCUGUCAUGGAGGAUCUCAAGUGAAUCCAGGGGAAAAUUGCGACGGGCUCGAUGCUGAGGACUCACAGCUGAUGAUGAGCAAUUUCGUUAAUGCACCUGACGAUGGAAACUCUUCAAAUCUCCCAGGGCGAGUCACGCUGAUCGUCUUUACAGUCCUCGGGCUGCUCAUGAUGGUCUCCUUCGUCGCCUACAAGAAGCGCUAUCAGCUGAAGAAUCUCAACAUCAGCAUGUACUUCCAAAACUCAUCAGCCACAACCAGUCAGGCCCCAUUGGUAAAAAUGUGCGGUGCACCGACUGUUGUCUCCACGGACACUCACAAUGAAAUCACACUGGAGGUUGGCGAUAAGUUUUAUGAUUGCAGAGACAAUUUCACGGCAUGACAUCGAACGCUUUUGACGAUUCAUGCUCAUUCGACGAGAUUGACGAUAACCCAAAAGCUAAACUAAUCAAUUGAUUUUCACUGCUCUCAAGACGCUCAAGAGCACUGAAGAAUCAUCAUCAUCCAUCUCACCACGCAUCAUUUAAUGUUAGAUUCUUCCCCAGCAUGUUUUACAUGUUAUUCACACGGGUCAUACAUAGAUAGGUCAUUAUUAGAAUAUGUAAAAAUCAGUUUACAUAAGUUCCUGUAAGGGAAGAAUAUUAUUGUUGUUAAAUUGUAUUAUCCAUCAGUAUAUUAGGUUGAGUAAUAAAUGUAUUCAUAAAGUC
Molecule: messenger RNA, 5817 nt
Organism: Phlebotomus argentipes
Lineage: Eukaryota; Metazoa; Arthropoda; Insecta; Diptera; Psychodidae
Gene: yl
Product: putative vitellogenin receptor
Exons: 10
Coding region: 126-5492 (1788 amino acids)
Molecular function (GO): protein binding; calcium ion binding
Source: RefSeq, a predicted model, not a curated record